Messenger RNA from Anolis carolinensis (green anole), 2219 nucleotides. It is a transcript of the gene calm3, whose product is annotated as calmodulin 3. Gene Ontology annotation, molecular function: enzyme regulator activity; calcium ion binding. The transcript is spliced from 6 exons. The coding region runs from base 161 to 610 and encodes 149 amino acids. NCBI's taxonomy places the organism in Eukaryota, Metazoa, Chordata, Lepidosauria, Squamata, Anolidae. The record is from RefSeq and is a predicted model, not a curated record.
CGGCCUAGGUCCGUGAGGCGGCUUUCCCGCAGCGGGUUCCGGCCAUUGCUGCUCCCACCUUCUUCCGCGACGCUAUUGCUGCUGCUGCUGCUGCUGCUCUCGGUGCCGGCGCCCCUCUCCUUUCUCGUCUCUUCUUCGUUAGGCCCAACCGGACCCGGAAAUGGCUGACCAGCUUACCGAAGAGCAAAUUGCAGAAUUCAAGGAGGCCUUCUCCCUCUUUGACAAGGAUGGGGAUGGCACUAUCACCACCAAGGAACUUGGCACCGUGAUGCGCUCCUUGGGGCAGAACCCCACUGAGGCUGAACUUCAGGAUAUGAUCAACGAGGUGGACGCUGACGGGAAUGGCACCAUUGACUUCCCCGAGUUCUUGACCAUGAUGGCCAGGAAAAUGAAGGACACGGACAGCGAGGAGGAGAUCCGAGAGGCGUUCAGAGUGUUUGACAAGGAUGGGAACGGCUACAUCAGUGCGGCUGAGCUACGCCACGUGAUGACAAACUUAGGGGAGAAACUGACCGACGAGGAGGUGGACGAAAUGAUACGGGAGGCAGAUAUUGACGGGGAUGGGCAGGUCAACUAUGAAGAGUUUGUGCAGAUGAUGACUGCAAAGUGAAGCCCGCAGAAUGGGUGGCUGGCAAUGCCUGUUCUCCUUCAAUACUUUUCUCCAACACACUCUCUCUACUUAAGUAACCUGGUUCUCUAAGCAAACAAUCAGCUGUGGAAUAAAUCUGACCAAGUAAUUAAAAACAAAACAAAAAAAAUUACAAAAAACCCUUCCCAAGCUGCAUGAUUGCACUCAUCUCUUCCUCCUCUUGCUCUUUCCCCCUUUCCUCCCUCCUUCCUUCCUUCCUUCUUUCCUUCCCUCCUUCCCAGUCCAUCCCCUAACGGUCUGCCCCCAGGCCCCAUAACCUUGUGGAUGUCUUUGUUUCCAUCGGGUCUCCUUCUGUUCUGCGGUCAGAGCUGGCCCGUCUCCCAGGGUGCAGAUUUUUCUUUCUUUCAAAGAAAUCCACAUGACGGGGUGGAGAGAGCGCAAAAAAACAAACAAAACAUAAUAAUACUGAUGAUAAUAACAAAAAAACACAAACCUUACUCGUUUUGCAUGUGUCUGGCGCUGUGGUCGUGUGUGCGUGGUCGCCACCGAAGGGUCUUGCCCCAGCGAACACCAAGGGGGUACAAAAAGGAAGAAAUGGGAAUGUUUUCUUUGUCUGGGUUCUUAAUUUUAUUUUAUUUCUCUCGUAUUUUGCUUUCAUAGAGGGGAGGGGGGAAGCCUUUCUGGGUUCCCAGAAAGCUCUUUAUAGGAAGAGAGGGAUUUCUUUUGGAGGGCGGGAAGCUUCCUAUACUGUCGGAUUGGCUCUUUUACAAACAAACCCGCAAACUUUUGACGUUCUUGAACCCCUGUACAAAUUGUAAAUGUCCUUCACUCUUUUUUUUUUUCUUUUCGUCCUAAGCAUUGUGCCCAGACAUCAGAGCUGCUAUGUAAAUAUCUGAUGCCGCAGGAGGAUGCUUUUGAUUGGCAGCUGGAGGGGAGGGACUUUUAGGGAAAGGGGUUGUGUGAAUUUUCGGAAAGGAACCGCAAUAAAAUGGUGAAGUCGAUGCCAACGGGGCCCUUCCUGUCCCUUUUCCCUUGUGCGACGCAUUUCCCCUUCCCCAGUGGCUCUUGGUUUAACGCUUGUGCCGCCCCUUGGCUUCUCCUCCUCCUCCUUCUUCGGUGUCUCUGCUCUUCAGUGUCGCUUCCUUAACUUCGCCUGCUUCCCUUCCCCGGGCUUUUCCUUUUGCGGCAGACAGCAUGAGCCGCUGAUGACUCCAUGCUUUUUGUCUCUUUAUUUUUUAAAAAAUCAGAUAACAACAGCAAAAGAAAAAGGAUCUCUUUUUUUUUGUGAAACGAACAGCGGGAUUUUUUUUCCCCUGAAAAAAACAAAAAACAAACACAACCGGGCGAAAGAAAGAGUGCUUUGCGCAGUCCCGUUGCGGCGGGGUUUUUUGAGGCCGCGCUCCCGUGGGGUUUUCCGGCCUCCUGCCGCCUGUCUCCGCAAACAAGCGAGCGAGCGCCAAGCCGUUGGGGGCGGAGGGGGUCUCGCACCUGAGAGCUUUGGGGAGGGGGCGUGGGGGGCGGCACGGCAGGAGCGGGAGUGUCUUUGAGCGCAGGUGGUGUCGUGUUCAGUGGAAGCUGUGGAAAUAAAAAUUAUAUCAAUGUUUUCCAAUAAAAUGCAGUGACUACCUGA